Thermothelomyces thermophilus ATCC 42464 is the source of this 8556-nucleotide messenger RNA. Its product is annotated as polyketide synthase. Gene Ontology annotation, molecular function: fatty acid synthase activity. Gene Ontology annotation, biological process: fatty acid biosynthetic process; secondary metabolite biosynthetic process. The transcript is spliced from 6 exons. Bases 1 to 8556 code for a protein of 2851 amino acids. The record is from RefSeq and is a predicted model, not a curated record. NCBI's taxonomy places the organism in Eukaryota, Fungi, Ascomycota, Sordariomycetes, Sordariales, Chaetomiaceae.
AUGCCAUCCAAGGUUGCAUCACAAGAACCCAUUGCCAUCGUGGGCAGCGCCUGCCGCUUCGCUGGCGAUGCGAGCUCUCCCUCGAAGCUCUGGGACCUCCUCCGCGAGCCUCGCGAUGUGCGCUCCGAGAUCCCAGAGAGCCGCUUCAGCGCGAAUGGCUUCUAUCAUCCGGAUGGAGCGCACCACGGUCGUUCCAACGUGAGGCACUCCUACCUCCUGAACGACGACCCAACCGCCUUCGAUGCCGAGUUCUUCGGAAUUAACCCCAUCGAGGCGCGCGCCAUGGACCCUCAGCAGCGGAUUCUCCUAGAAACCGUCUAUGAGGCGGUCGAGUCGGCCGGCAUGACACUGGACAGCCUGAAAGGAAGCGAUACUGCAGUCUAUGCAGGUGUCAUGAUUGGCGACUAUGAAGCCAUGCUGUUGCGUGACUUGGAUGCCGCUCCGACCUACUUCGCCGUCGGCACAUCCCGGGCUAUCCUGUCGAACCGUAUCUCAUACUUCUUCGACUGGCACGGCGCCGCCGUGACCAUCGACACGGCCUGCUCAUCAAGUCUUGUAGCCGUACACUCGGCCAUUCAGACGCUGCGCGCAGGCGACUCGCGCAUGGCUGUGGCGUGUGGUGCCAACGUCAUCCUGGGGCCUGAGACAUAUAUCAUCGAGAGCAAGCUCAAGAUGCUGUCGCCCGAUGGCCGCGGCCGAAUGUGGGACAAGGACGCCAAUGGCUACGCCCGUGGAGACGGCGUGGCGGCUAUCUUGCUGAAGACCCUCAGUGCUGCCAUCGCUGAUGGCGACCAUAUCGAGUGCAUCAUCCGCGAGACGGGACUUAACCAGGACGGCACGACGACGGGGCUCACCAUGCCGAGCGCGACGGCUCAACGGGCCCUGAUCGAGAGCACAUACGCCAGGGCUGGCCUCGACAUCAACGCGCCAGCCGAUCGCCCUCAAUAUUUCGAGGCGCAUGGAACCGGCACGCCGGCUGGCGGUAACCGUCUGUACGUUGGUUCCAUCAAGACGGUGCUUGGCCACACCGAGGGUACAGCCGGUAUUGCUGCACUUCUCAAGGCCAAGUUGGCUAUUCAACACGGCCAGAUUCCCCCGAACCUCCUUUUCGACAACCUCAGCCCUUCUGUCAAGCCGUUCUACAAGAACCUGGAGAUCCUCCGCGCCGCCAAGCCUUGGCCAGCUGUCCAAACAAGACGGGCCAGCGUCAACAGCUUCGGCUUCGGAGGCACCAACGCCCAUGCCAUCCUAGAAAGCUACGAUGACCGUGGAGGUGUCGAACCUGGACGCAAUGAUAGAGCGCUGUUUAGCCCGUUCGUCUUCUCUGCAGCGUCCGAGCACUCCCUCCGGGCCACGCUCUCGGCCUAUGCCGCGCAUUUGGGAGAACAUCCAGACGUCGAUGCCCACGACUUGGCGUACACGCUGCGAGAUCGCCGAACGGUCUUUUCCCAUCGCAUCUCCUUCCCAGCCACUAGCGUCGACGCUCUGAAAGUCAACAUCUUGGCGCGCUUGGAGAGCCAGGACUCUAACAUCAGUACCAGGACGCUGAGACGCCGCGGAGACGAAUCUCCCAAACUCCUGGGUGUGUUUACGGGUCAAGGUGCCCAGUAUCCACGCAUGGCGGCCGAACUUAUCAGGGAAUCGCCGUUCGCCGCCAAGAUCAUCCGCGACUUGGAGGUGUCUCUUGGUGAGCUCCCUGUCCCUGACCGUCCAUCAUGGUCCCUCGAGGCCGAGAUCCUGGCAGCACCCUCCGUCUCUCGGAUGGGCGAGAGUGCGAUCUCGCAGCCGCUCAACACGGCAGUGCAGAUCAUGCUCGUGGAUCUCCUUCGGGCGGCUGGCAUCCACUUUGAUGCCGUCGUGGGCCACUCGGGCGGCGAGGUCGGCGCCGCGUAUGCCGCCGGCUUCCUGACAGCGCGCGACGCCCUCUGCGUUGCCUACUACCGCGGCUUGAACUGCAAACAUGCUGGCAGCCCCAACGGCAGUCACAUUGCCGGAGCCAUGCUCGCAGUGGGCACCUCGCCCGCCGACGCCGAGGAGAUCUGCAGUGACCCUGACUUUGCCGGCCGCAUUUCCGUGGCAGCUGUGAACUCAUCAUCUAGCGUCACAAUCUCAGGCGAUGAGGAUGCUAUCGCGGAGCUCGAGGCCAUCAUGGGGGAGGAGAAGAAGUUCCAUCGCCGGCUGCGCGUGGACAAUGCCUACCACUCGCUCCACAUGGUCCCCGCGGCUGACCCCUACCUUCAGGGAAUGAGGCGUGCCGGCAUCAAGGCUCGGAAGCUCUCGCUGCCCCGUCCCUGCACUUGGUAUUCCAGUGUCUUUGACGGGAAACCCAUGGAGUACUCACCGGAGCUCAGCGAUGAAUAUUGGGUGCAAAACAUGGUCAAGCCGGUCCUUUUCUCCCGGGCGCUUGAGGCAGCCCUAUCGUCAGGCAUCUCGUUUGACGUCGCAAUUGAGGUUGGCCCCCAUCCGGCGCUCAAGAGUCCGUCCGGCCAGACGAUCCAGGAGGUGCUUCAGAAACCGCUUCCCUAUCAAGGAUCGCUCUCCCGCGGCGUUCACGCCAUCGAAGCCUUGUCAAACGCCCUUGGGUUCUUGUGGAGCCAUCUGGAUAAGGGGUCGGUUGACCUGAGUAGCUUUGAGGCGGCGCUCUCAGGCGAAAAGCAGCAUUUCCGCGUCCUCAAGGAUCUCCCGUCAUACCAGUGGAACCACGAGACCAAAUACUGGGGCGAAUCCCGAAGGUCGCGCCAAAUGCGUCUGCGCCAACCGGCCUUCCACCCGCUCUUGGGCGAUCCCACACCCGACAGCAGCGCCCACGCACUGCGCUGGAAGAACGUGCUGAAGCCCAGCGAGAUGCAGUGGCUCGAAGGCCACACGGUGCAGGGACAGGUCGUGUUCCCUGCAGCUGGAUACGUGGCCACCGCGCUGGAGGCAGCCCGGGUGCUCGCAGCGGGCAAGAACAUCCGCCUCAUCGAAUUAGCCGACCUGACGAUCCAUCAGGCUGUUGCCUUCAGCGGCAACAACGACACUGGAAUCGAGGUACUGGCCGAGUUGACCAACAUCACGCGUGACCGGAAGCACCCAGAACACAUCGAGGCCCGAUUCUCAUACUCUGCGGCAUUAGGCGGUGAUGCAGCCUCGGAUCUCACACUUGCCGUCGACGCAGACUUGCGGCUGUCAUUGUGCGAGGAUGCGUCGCCCAACCUCCUCCCUGAGCGGCAACCGAAGCCCCCACACAUGAUCCCCGUCGAGGAGCCACGUCUGUAUGGCUUCAUGGAAAGCCUCGAGUACAACUUCAGCGGCCCCUUCAGGUCCCUCGUGACGCUCGAGCGCAAGCUUGGGCGCGCCGCGUGCGUGGCCAAGCGGGCAUCGACCCCCGACUGUGUUGGUCUGCUGAUUCACCCCGUCGAUCUGGAUGCUGCCUUCCAGUCCAUCAUGGUCUCGUACAGCUACCCGGGCGAUGAGCAACUGCGGAACUUGCACCUACCCACAACCAUCUCCAAAAUUAGGGUGAAUCCCUCGGCGUUGGCCAGGCCAGAAGGGGUAAGCGAGGUCGACUUCAUGGAGGUUGAUUCCACCUGUAAUCCCGAGGACCGCUCGAGCCCUGGGUCCGGAUUUUCGGGCAACGUCAACAUCUAUCUCCACGGCUCAAACCACGCCGCAGUGCAGGUGGACCAUGUCCUCUUCAAGCCCGUUGGUGCCGGGGCCAGUGAUGACCACAAUAUCUUCUGCAAGAUGGACCUAGUGCCCGCCAACCCCGAUGGCUACACCGCUGCUGACGGGAUCCCCGUAACCCAAUACGAGAAGGACAUGAUGUGGAUCCUGAGCCGCAUCGUCAACUUCUACUUGCGGCAGUUUGAUCGCGAUGUUCCCCAGGACUCGCCCGCUAGGUCUGAGUCUCCGCUGUGCCACUAUCUCAACUACGCCCGCUACAUCACGGAUCUUCUAGACCGGGACGAAAACAAGUUCGCCAAAGAGGAAUGGAAGAAUGACAUGCUGCAGGAUAUUCUGGACGAAAUCAAGGCCAAAGGAGUUGGCAACAAUUCCGAUGUCAGAAUCAUGUUGCUUGUAGGCGAAGUCAUGCCGCGAGUCUUCAAGGGCGAGACUACGAUGCUGGAGCAUUUCCGCGAGUCUGGGCUCUUGGAUGAAUACUACGCUCACGGGUUCGGAACCAUGCAGUCGGCCCAGUGGCUAGGCAGCGUCGUCAAGCAGAUCUCAGACCGUCACCCCCAUCUAAACCUGCUAGAAAUCGGCGCUGGCACCGGAGGUGCUACCAAACACAUCCUCAAUGCCAUUGGGAGGAGCUUUGACAGUUACACUUUUACCGAUAUCUCGUCCAGUUUCUUCGAGAACGCGGCAGAGGCGCUCUCUCCAUGGGUGGAUCGCAUCGUCUUCAAGACGUGUGAUGCCGAGCGUGAUCCCGUGGAGCAAGGCUUCACUCAGGGGGCCUACGAUGUCGUCGUCGCUUACAUGGUGCUGCAUGCUACCGCAAGGCUAGAAGAGAGCGUGCGAAAUCUGCGCAAGCUGCUCCGCCCGGGCGGGUACCUGUUGAUCGGUGAGGGCAGCAGCGACGGUAUGAUGCAGGUGGGAGCCGGCUUCAUCUUCGGCACCCUGCCCGGUUGGUGGCGGGGCAUCGACGAGGGCCGCACGCUGUCCCCGCUUGUCAAUGCUGCUCAAUGGGACGACAUUCUGAAGCGCAACGGUUUCUCUGGGAUCGACACCAUGUCACCCCCUAAACUGUUCGACACCUUUGGCAUCACCCUGUUUGUCUCGCAGGCCGUCGACACCCGGAUCGAGCUAGCCAGAAACCCGCUCUCGUCGCCCAUCAGCCCUCCGGUCAAAGACGUCGUGCUCGUCGGUGGCCAAACGCCUGCCGUCGCUAAGCUCGCUCGCGGCAUCGAGAGUAUCCUGUCUGGCCUCGGCUCUCAGGUGCACGCGUACCCCACUCUCGAGGAGGUGGACGCCAACAAGGUCGCAACCCCCGAUGCUAAAAUCAUCAGUCUGGCGGACCUCGACCACCCGGUGUUCCAAGACAUCACCCCGGAGAGAUGGUACAGUUUCCGCCGCUUCUUCGAAGGCCAGAAGUCUGUUCUUUGGCUCACCAAGGGCCGACUCCGUGACGAGCCGUACCAUAACAUGAGUGUGGGUUUCGGCCGGUCGGCGGUGCACGAGGAAGACGAUCUUCACCUUCAGUAUCUUGACAUAGCCGACGUCAACCAGGUUGACGCCAAGACUAUCGUUGAGGCCUUCGUGAGGUUCAACUCGAAACAGCUCCGGAGCCGGGACAUCUUGUACACGGUGGAGCCUGAGAUGAUCAUUGACGAGCAGGGCCGCGAGCUGGUGCCUCGUCUGACGAUGAUCCCGGCCGCAAACAACCGCCUAAACUCCACACGGAGGCUUAUUGGCCACGAAGUCGACCUGCGCCAGGCCGAGGUUGAAUUUGUCCAGGACAGCGGGAACUGCUUCGUGAGGCAGCUGUCAAGAUACGACGAGAGAUUUAAGAUCACGAAGCCCAAUACCAUCGAGCUGCGUACCACACAGAGCAUUCUGUCCGCUAUCAAGACCCCUAUUGGCCAUCGGUUCCUCGCCGUGGGUGCGGAUUCCAACGGUGCUCGGUACUUGGCCCUCGUAUCAUCCCCGGUCUCCGUGCUCAGAGUUCCCGUGGAGCAUACCGUGCCCCUCAAUGCUUCCAGCCCCUCCGAAACUACGAUUCUCAAGGUCACAGCUACUCAUCUCAUUGCCGCAGCCAUACUCAAGCCACUGUAUCCCGGGCAGACCAUUGUCGUACACAACGCCCCUGAAGACGUGGCUCGGGCAAUCGAAGCUCAAGCGGCUCAGAAGCAAAUCCAGGUCAUCUUCGCGGUGGACGGAUCGGAUGAGGAGGCCCACAAACUUCCAAACUCCUGGGUUCGACUACCUGAAUAUGCAGGGAAGGCCGAGGUCAGCCGGGUAUUGCCAGUAGAUGUCGCCCUCUUUGUCGGCUUCUCUGUGGACGCAUCAGACAAUGAGCAGACAAUUUUGUCGGUGCUGCCCCCUUUCAGCCGCAGGGAGACCGCCGACACAAUCUACUCGUCACAGGCCACUCAACAUGGCGCUGCUGCCGUCGAGACGACGACGGUCCCGCUUGAGGCCGUCGCCGGAAACGAGCGUCCCAGCGAUCCCUCGACGGUGGUUGACUGGACCACGGCAACUGUGCUCCCCGCCAGAGUUACUAGGUUCGACAUCAUCCCGCUCUUCAAGAGCGACAAGACCUAUUGGCUGUGUGGUCUGUCGGGCGCGCUGGGAAUCUCGCUGUGCGACUGGAUGAUCGACCGGGGAGUGAAGUAUCUAGUCCUCACCAGCCGCAACCCGAAAGUCGACCAAGGAUGGAUUGACAACCAUGCGGCCAAUGGGGUAACCGUCCGCACACUUUCCUGUGAUGUGACGGAUGAGGCCGCCCUUCGAGCCGUACACAAGACCAUUGUCGACACGCUUCCGCCCAUCGUGGGCGUCCUCAAUGGUGCCAUGGUCCUCCGAGAUGGCAUGGUACGCAACAUGGUCUUCGAGCAAGUCACUGAUGUCAUCCGGCCCAAGGUGCUUGGCAGCUUGCACCUGGAUCGCAUCUUCCACGACGUCGACCUCGACUUCUUUGUCCUCCUGUCGUCUAUCAACUGCGUCAUCGGCAACGUCGGCCAGGCCAACUACGCCGCUGCAAACAUGGGCAUGUGCGGUGUGGCGGCUGCCCGGAGACGUCGCGGCCUGGUCUCCAGCGUGGCAAACGUGGGUGCUAUUAUCGGCGUCGGCUACAUCACGCAAUCUGCGCGCCAACUCGAUCUCACAGUGGCUAACACGCACCUCACCCACCUGUCCGAAGAGGACUUCCACCAGAUCUUCGCGGAGGUCAUGGAGGCGGGAUACCUCGACUCACCUGACGGGCCUGAGAUCUCUACCGGCUUGCUCGAGAUCUCUCCCGACACGCCCAACAUGCCCAAAUGGUACACUGAUCCAAAGUUUGCGCGCCUUGUCGUGAACAAGACGACCGAUGGUGGUAAGGGCAAAGAGAAGACCAACACUGCAUCCGUCCUGGAUAGCCUCAAAGCGUGCCGCUCCGAGGGUGAGGUCUUCCAGGUUGUCAAGAGCGCGUUUGCCGCCCAGCUGCGGAGAAUCCUUCAGAUCUCGACGGGCGACGACGACAUGAUGAACAUGCGCAGCAUCGACCUGGGUCUAGACUCACUCAUCUCAGUCGACAUCCGGUCGUGGUUCCUCAAGAAUCUGCAGGUCAGCAUCCCGGUGCUCAAGAUCAUGGCCAACGACGCCCAGAUGUCGAGCCUCGUCGAGGCUGCUGUCGAAGGCGUUCCCGCCGAGCUGAUCCCCGAGGUCCGACAAGGAGCUGUGGCCGAUGGCAAGGCAGACGACAGCAGCUCUGAAACAAACACGGCCGACACUCCGGCCAGCACAUCAAACGGCCAGGUGCCCGACACCGCAGCGACGUCGCCUGGCAGUGCUACUCCGCCCAAGAGGAUCUCUGGUAUCGACUGGGAAGCUGAGGCCUGUCCGCCAGAGCUGACCUUGCCGUCUGCCGACACCAAGGCUCCGAGCAAGGUCCCAAGAGUGGUGAUCCUGACGGGAUCCACGGGGCUUCUGGGCCACCACCUCCUCGAAAGGCUCGCGGCCGAGCCGUCGAUUGAGAAGAUCAUCUGUGUCGCCGUGCGCCAGCUCGCUGACCGGCUGGCCAAGGGCGAGCUGCCUCCUCCCAGCGAUCGCGUUGUCUAUUACGAGGGGGAUCUCGGCGCCCCAAGGCUCGGGCUCGCAGAGGAGGAAGAGAAAGCCAUCUUUGACGAGGCCGACGCCGUCAUCCACAACGGCUCCGACACGUCGCACCUCAAGUUCUACUCGGCCGUGCGCGACACCAAUGUUGGUUCCACGAGAGAGAUUGUACAGCGGUGUGUGCGCCGCAUGAUCCCGCUGCACUACAUCUCGAGCGCCGGCGUGGCCCUGUUCGCCGGGCUCGACGCUUUCCCGGAGAUCCCCGCCACCAAGACCGGCGCCCUGCCGCCCCCCGACGGCGCGCAUGGCUACAUGUGCGGUAAGUGGGUGUGCGAGCGGAUGCUGGAGCAGGUCCAUGAGGCGACCGGCCUGCCCAUCUGGAUCCAACGCCCGUCCACCAUCAUCCGCGAAGGUGCCGACGCCACCAACGACCGUGCCGGAAUGGACUGGGUUAACGCGCUGCUGCACUACGCGCACGCCAUCACCGCUGUGCCCCGCGUCGAUCACAACAAGGGCAGCUUCGAUCUGGUCUAUGUGCGCAGCGUGUGUGACGAUGUUGUGGGCGGCCUCUUGCGUGGCGGUGAGAGCAAGGAUAUCAAGUACGUGAACAAUGUCGGUGACAUUGUCAUCCCGAUGCAUAGCAUGGCCGAGAUCGCGCGCCAUAAGGGCUGUGAGAAGCCCUAUGAGGUCUUACCCAUGGACGAGUGGAUGCGCAGGGCUAUUGCCGCGGGGCUGCAUCCGGCCGUGGCGGCACUCAUUGAGACGUUUGAUGAGCCCGGGUCGGCCUCGUACCCGGCUCUGCUGAAGAAAAGGGGCUAA